Messenger RNA from Parastagonospora nodorum SN15, 477 nucleotides. RefSeq lists its product as hypothetical. The transcript is spliced from 3 exons. Lineage: Eukaryota; Fungi; Ascomycota; Dothideomycetes; Pleosporales; Phaeosphaeriaceae. The record is from RefSeq and is a predicted model, not a curated record. Bases 1 to 477 code for a protein of 158 amino acids.
AUGUGCCCACGACGAUCACAAUCAGACCUGAGCCAAUCACUGUCACUGAAUCCUACAGCUGAUCAGCAGACGAUUACAGUUACGAGCACCGUGCCGACGACACGCACGCUCCUCCGAACAACUAUCUCGACUUCUACGAUUACAUCGGUGCCACAGCCGCAGACCAGCACGAUUACAGGCGACGCAGUGACGCGAACUAUCACACGGAAUGUCAUCUCCACUCGUACUCAGAUAUCGACUCAAUCCGUUCCCACAACGGUCACCGUGAACCGUAUCUCCACCCGAACAAUCACCAUCACCUCGGCGGCUGCUACGGUCACUCAGACCUCGGUCCAGUCUCCCGCACGAUCACAAUCAACAGGAUCACCACGCGCACUGUGUUCCAAGAGAUUCCGACAACGACCACGGAGACACGCACGGAGACAGUCACAGAUGGCCAGCAGAACAAGAGAGCUGCAGGGUGGUUCGAGAACAUAG